Messenger RNA from Nezara viridula (southern green stink bug), 207 nucleotides. The record is from the annotation of a GenBank genome assembly. NCBI's taxonomy places the organism in Eukaryota, Metazoa, Arthropoda, Insecta, Hemiptera, Pentatomidae.
AUGCCCACCGAAAGCCCUUCCUCUUCCUUCAGCCCCUUCCAGCGCCACGGAAGGCAGGAACUUACUCUUCAACACUGGAUGACUUCGAAGAUACAAAAAACUUCUACAGAGAUAAGAUCUCACGAUUCCAGCGGCGGUACUAUACAUAAAGAACAGUGUUUAGAAGUAACGUGUAAAAAGGAGAGAAAUUCGCGAAAGUUGGGAUAA